Messenger RNA from Poecilia reticulata (guppy), 1268 nucleotides. It is a transcript of the gene cd8b, whose product is annotated as cd8 beta. Lineage: Eukaryota; Metazoa; Chordata; Actinopteri; Cyprinodontiformes; Poeciliidae. Gene Ontology annotation, biological process: regulation of immune response. Gene Ontology annotation, cellular component: cell surface. The record is from RefSeq and is a predicted model, not a curated record. Gene Ontology annotation, molecular function: MHC class I protein binding; coreceptor activity.
CUGACUGACAGGCAGAUAGCAGGAACAGAAAGCGUCGGCAGCUGCCUUCAUCGACCACUCUCAUCUUUUACACACACACUCUUGAACACGGUGGCGAAUCGACAAAAUGAACGCUCCGCUCCUGUUUCGGCUUCUACUGACAGCAGCUUCGAUUUGGACGUUUGGUUUGUGCCAACAAGCAGUUUACCCUGCGAUCAGCAGCACUGAGAGUAUUGAAUGUGACUGUGGUAAACUCAACUGUGACUCUGCCUACUGGUUCCGAACUGUUCCCAGCGAGGGCAAAGCAGAGUUUAUUGGUAGAUCCAACAACGCUGACCGUUUCAACCAUGGGCCUUCGUACAAGGCAGACGAACAUCGCUUCAAGCUAAGCAAGAGGGGCAGCUCGACCUUUGUCCUGCGCAUCAUCAAUGUGACUAAAGCGGACGCAGGGAUUUACUCGUGCGCCGCUGUAAUGGCUUCUAGAGACAUAAUUUUUAAUCCUGGGGUUGUUUUACGGCCAGGAGAGACCCGUCCAACUUUGCCUCCAGUCACGAAGCCUAAACCCAAACCCAGCUGCCCCUGCUCUUCCAAGAACCAGCCUCAGGAUGGCUGUGACUCCCUGAUUUUCUGGCCGCUUGUCGGAGUCGUUGCGGGCUUGGCUCUGGGUCUUCUCUGCACGCUGUAUUAUUUCAGCAGAUUGCCCAAAAAGUGUCACCACCACUUUGUGAAGAAGAGGCUGAUGAACUGAAGAAAUUCAGUUUCUGCUUUUGCUGAACCUUAAGUGCAGCAUUUGAGAUGCCAGAUCGCUUCACUGCAGCUCUUCAUCAUUUGGAGACUGAGCAGCUUGAAGCACCCUGAAGAUCUUCUUUGCUAAAAGCAAUUACCUCUAAAUGGAGCACAUGUCCACAGCCUGAGGCCGGACAUUGUUGUAUUAUAUUGUCAAAUAUUAAGAAAUUACUGCUGUAUAUUUCAUAAGCCAGGCAGAUUCUUUUAGACAAAUUAUUUUCAUGUGUCACUGAUUCAUGUGUUUAUCAUUUAGUCAUUUUACCUUGAACUGUAUUAUUGUAACAUUUUUGACCAUUUUUUUUUUGUUGUCAUUUUUAGUUAAAAAAUCAUCUGGAUAUUUUCUGCAAACGUACGCUCAUUUCCUGUAUCGUUUUCGGCCUUUUUGUAUUUAUUUGUUUGCGUCACGUUGUUUCAGAAGUGAUGCACGUUCACAACUGGAUCCCAGUGAUGAAAACAUGUUUUAUCUGCAGUUGAAAUGAAUAAAUUUCUGCUUUUCCACCUUA